CAUUUAUGGUUUUUUUUAUAUCAUGUACAGGUAUAACCUAUAUUAGGAGAUAAAAAACUUUUAUUUUUUUUUUGCAAUUAAUAAAAAUUUUCAGUAUUCAGUGGAUAAUUGGAUAAUGUUUUAUAUAUUUAAGCAAUUUUUCAUAUUUAAUAUUUAUUGUGAAAAUUUAAUAUAUUUUUAUGAUUCAUAAAAACAUUAAUAUUUAAUGUGAAAUAUUUUUAAUUGCUAAUAUUUAAUAAUUAUCAAAAAAUACGAACAUGUUAAGUGAAUACAACGAUAUUGAAGAAGAUGAAGAAGUCAUAUUUGAGGGUAAUGAUUUGUAUGAACAUUUAUCUGCAUUGGGAUAUGUAGAUUUUGAAACUGCAACAGUUUCUAAACCUUUACUAACAUCACAAAAGAAAUCUAUCUAUAUGAAUACUGACAUUAUCAAUGAUAUAGGUAGAAAUAUUUAUAGAUAUAUAUUAGAUUUAAAAUCAUGGAUAACACAGGAUUGCAGUUUAUCCAAAGAACAAUUGCACACUAUUUUAAGUGCCAAAACACUUUUAGACGAUCAUGCAUAUACAAUUAAUAGUUAUACACAAAAGUAUUUUCCUUCUACACCAUGGAAGUAUGUUUUUACUUUCUAUCAUAAGUAUGCUUACAUAUAUAUUAUAUCAUUAUGUGAACAGAAAUUUUUAUUUAUUGAUUACAGGAAAAUGUUAAGGAAUUUACUUGUUAAUGGUACAAUAAUAGCUUCUUCUGCGUACUUAAUAUUCUGUAAACACAAAAAAGCUUUAAAUAUUAUAAUAACAUUUUGUAUAUUAUAUUUCACUGGUUAUAGAAACUACAAAAAUUUACAGGCACAUAAAGAAUUAAAACAAUUAGUAUUAUUACAAAAUGAAUUUUAUGAUUUAUGUAAUAAAGGAUUAAAAAUUUUGAGACAUGGUUACAAGGUAAAAAUUAAUUCUAGGAAAGUAGAGCAACCAUUUCAUGAUCUCAUGGGAGAAAGAUUAAUAUACCUACAACCAAUAAUGGAAAAUUUAAUUAAAUGUAUGGAAGAUCUUUGUCAAAUUUACCAUCAUAUUAUUUGUAUUAUGACAGCACAAUUUCCUAAACAUGUUUUUAAUCAAUUUGUAAUAACAACAUUUGAAGAUAAUGCGUUUAAAAUACAUGGAGAAAUUAACUAUGAAGCAUUGAAGCAAUUAUAUUAUACUUAUGCUCUUAUGCAAUCGGAACUAUUAUAUCUACUGGCUAUUGCAUAUGAUACUAAAACGUGGUCUUUAACUUGUGAUAAAAUUUCCAAGGCAAACCUGAUUUAUAUUACUUAUAAAUUGAAUAAACAAUUGAUAAAAUAUAAGAAUAAAUUAUCUCUGUGUAUCAAUUCUUAUUAUAAUUGUAAAGUGGAACCAGUUCAAUAUAAUUUUAAGGGUCCAGUUGCAUCAAAAUGGCAAGACGUUUAUUUACAUUUGAAUUUAACAUCUAAUAAGAUUCAACAGGCAUAUGAACGUAUAAUAUCAAUGAUUAAUGAUAUUGAUACGUGUACUGAUGAUACUUCAACCAAUAAUGAGAUGAUAGAAAAAAUGACGCAAAAAAUGGAUGAAAUGUAUAAGCAAAUAGAUACGGCUAGAAAUUUCGCUGAAUUUAGUAGUUUAUUAAUAACAAAAAUAAAGUAUAAAAAUUCCAAAAUGAGUUAUACAAAACAAGAUACUAAAAUACAAAAUGUAAAUGAAAACUUGCCGGUAAUAAUUGAUACAGAACCAGAAAUACUUGAUGAGGUGUUUGAAGAAUAUAUUAAAGAAGAAUAUUUGAAACCUUUGUAUGAAGAAGAUGAAGAGAUCUUAUUACAAGAAUAUAAAUUGGACAAAUUGUUGGCAAAGAAUUUUAUGAGUGAAUUAAAGGAAGCUUUGAUUGAUAAGCAUAGAACUAUGUCAGAAAGAGAAUCUAAAGCACUUCAACGUAUGUACAGAAACGUAAUAAAUAGUGCAAAUGAUUUGGGGAGUAAUAACUUAAGAUCUUCAAUACCUAUACCACCUCCAAUGCCUUCUUUGGCCAGUAAUUCCAUUUCGUUACGUAAUAAUGAUUCCAUUAAUUACGAUCACAAUAACAUUUUUCCCAUAGAAUCGUCAAAUACAUCGAAUACCGAAAUAUUUCAUACACAAACGUCAAGUGUAAAUAAUAUCGUAAAAAAUUUUAAAUAUGAUAAAGAUGCCAACAAUGAAUCAAUAAUUGAAGAUAACAAAGAUAGUACUGUCUUUAGAUCAUUGUCAUUGAAACAGUUUCAAAAUCCUGUUAUACAAUUUGGAUUAAAUAUGCCUCCUCAAUUGUUAUCUAUGAAUGAAGAAAUGUUUAUAGGUAGUGGAGAAAAUUCUGAAAGUGAUAUUGAACCAGAGGAUGAUUCAAUUGCAUAAUAUUCUGUAUUCAUUUAUAAAAAUAAAUAAUAACAAGUUUGAA
Molecule: messenger RNA, 2430 nt
Organism: Vespula vulgaris
Lineage: Eukaryota; Metazoa; Arthropoda; Insecta; Hymenoptera; Vespidae
Exons: 7
Coding region: 258-2387 (709 amino acids)
Source: RefSeq, a predicted model, not a curated record